Messenger RNA from Acanthisitta chloris (rifleman), 1035 nucleotides. RefSeq names its product sorbitol dehydrogenase (gene SORD). The record is from RefSeq and is a predicted model, not a curated record. The transcript has 8 exons. The annotation marks the transcript as partial. Gene Ontology annotation, molecular function: zinc ion binding; L-iditol 2-dehydrogenase (NAD+) activity. Gene Ontology annotation, biological process: D-sorbitol catabolic process. Lineage: Eukaryota; Metazoa; Chordata; Aves; Passeriformes; Acanthisittidae.
GAAAACCGUCCUGUUCCAGAACCAGGUCCCAAUGAGGUCCUCCUGCGCAUGCAUUCCGUUGGGAUCUGCGGGUCCGACGUUCACUACUGGCAGCAUGGUCGGAUCGGCAAUUUUGUCGUCAAGGACCCCAUGGUGUUGGGGCACGAAGCUUCUGGGACUGUUGUCAAAGUGGGCUCAGGGGUGACUCAUCUGAAACCAGGUGACCGUGUGGCCAUCGAGCCAGGUGUGCCGAGAGAAAUGGAUGAGUUCUGCAAGACUGGUCGCUACAACCUGUCUCCAGCCAUCUUCUUCUGUGCAACUCCUCCCGACGAUGGCAACUUGUGCCGCUACUACACACACAGUGCCAGCUACUGCUACAAGCUUCCAGAUAAUGUCACAUUUGAAGAAGGAGCCCUUAUUGAGCCCCUCUCAGUGGGAAUCCAUGCCUGCAAGAGAGCAGGGGUCACUCUGGGAAGCAAAGUCUUCGUGUCUGGCUCUGGACCAAUUGGCCUUGUCAAUGUGAUUGUUGCUAAGAUGAUGGGUGCAGCAGCUGUGGUAGUUACAGAUUUAUCUGCCUCUCGCCUGCAGAAGGCCAAGGAGGUGGGGGCAGAUUUCACUAUCCAGGUGAAGAAUGAGACCCCUCAGGAAGUGGCCUCCAAAGUGGAAAGCAUGCUUGGCUGCAUGCCCGAGAUAACUGUGGAGUGCACAGGAGUGCAAGCCUGCAUCCAGGCUGGCAUUUAUGCCACUCGCUCGGGUGGGACCAUGGUGCUGGUGGGGCUGGGACCUGAGAUGGUGACAGUGCCCAUCGUGAACGCAGCCGUGCGCGAGGUGGACAUCCGCGGGAUAUUCCGCUACUGCAACACGUGGCCUGUGGCCAUUGCUCUGCUUGCAUCCAAGCGCAUCAACGUCAAGCCCUUGGUUACACAUCGCUUCCCCCUGGAGAAGGCUCUGGAGGCUUUCGAGACCACCAAGAGGGGUGAGGGGGUCAAAGUCAUGCUCAAGUGUGACCCCAAUGACCAGAGCCCCUGAGCUGCCGUGGUGCCCAGCCCUCAUCCC